CAAAAUGGCGCCAAAAAUUUCGUUCGAAUAUUCUCUACGCUUGUUUGCAAAUUUUCCCUUCUUUUGACAGGAUUUUGUCUAUGUUCGUGGACUUUAGCACUUUUCGUAGUCUAGUGGACUUCUUCAUGUUGCGAAGAAUUGAAUGUUUUCAGGAGAAAGCGAUUUUCUAACCGCGUUUGAUUCGCGGGGAACGCGGAGGUCAGUCCAUUUCAACUACAAUGGUGGGCGAAGAGACCGAGAUUAAAACGCUGGUGAGUGGUUUUGAAUAUCUAGUUUUUUUGUCUCAUAUUUCUUCUUUAUUUUUGACUAAAAGUUUUAACGAUCAAAUAAAUCAACGGUUCAGCUGGUGAAAGCCUAGAGAAACAUACAAUAUGUUGAACUUCCACUUCGUCAUGUACCAUUGAAUUGCAAUAAUUAUUUAAUAGAACUUUUAAGCUUAAAAGUCUUAAUUGACUUAGUUUUCAUACAAGUGUGACCAUUCUAGUUACACUGCAAGAAGUAACAAUCAACGAGUUCUGAAAUGAGGGGAAGAUUGCAAUAUUAUUUUGAACAAUAUUAGUAAUACAGUUAAACCUAACGUAUAAUAAGCGACUACCCUUGGGGAAGGAAAAAGUGGUUGCCUGCCAACUGAAAAGAUGUUGUAUUUUCUUGUUUUUAAGUGACAUGCUGACAAUUUUCUCCACUGGUAUUGGCAGAGGUUUAGCUGUUGUACUAACAAUAAUAAAAAUAACAAAAAGCAACAGUAACUGCAACAACAACAACAACAACAACAACAACAACAGUAACACUAAUUUCAAUAAUAAUACUCUUAAGUAUUAAUUUUAUAAUGGCUCACUCAGUUCGGCCAUCCCCUUUUUUUUCAUUUAGUGUUGAAUGCAUUUUCUGAUAUUGGGCCGGUCAGUUGGAUUGAAAAAAAAAACCUAAACUGCGUCGUUCCUUUUUUUUUUUUUUUUUUGAAAAUGCCAAAAACUUGGGUCAGUCAGAUGACACUAAACGGAGAAAACAAAGAGGAUGGCCUUAAUUCCAAUAAAUUUGUGCCUAUCCUCUGGGCUGUUGUUAGGAGUUUUUUGUUUUUCAUUGGAAAACUGCAAAAUAUUGUAAUGCCUCUAAGGCUCAUGUGAAAAAUCUACUUUUGUCGUUCACAAAAUGAUAUGUAACAUUAGAAAUAUACCAUAAUUGUAAGCACCUUGCAACUCCUUUGGCGUAUGUGAAAGGAUCGUCUUAAAUUUGCCAAUCUUUACAGGAAUCAAAUGAUCUAUGAUUGAAGCCAAUAGGCCGUUUUACAAUAUAAUGGAUGGAAGCGAGGGUGACAGUGACCUUGUUUUGAUAUAAACCUUCCUGCUUUAUUACGUAAAUCAAGUUAUUUUUAUGUUUACUAGUAUUUUUAAACAGCAAUUUCCAUAACAAAGCAAGGGAGGUUUGUAUCAAAAGAGGGUCAGCGCUGUUAGCCUCACAUUCACCUGUAGGCAAGGGUACUCAGUCCACAAGUUUAGAAUGGUCUAUUGUCAUGUGUGUAUGUUGUGGUUUAGUUUUAUUCUUGCUUUAAGAUGGAAUCCACCAGGAAAUUGAGUAAAUUUAUUUCAGUGGACAAAAACCUUGUACCAGAACAAUUUGAAUAAUAUUGCAUUCGUUUUUACAUUUUUCAAGGGCUAAAGAUGUAAUUAUUCAUCUGUAAUAACACCAAAGCAGGGUUGUCAUUAAGAGCCGGGGGCCGGGGAUUUUCCCUGGCUACUAAGAGAGUGGCCCCCUGCUACUUUAUUGGAAAAUAGAAGAAAAAUAGAACCAAAAGAAAUCCCUAGCCAUUUGAUUCCCCGCCUACUUGUUGUAUUUACCCGGAAACUUGAAAUCUUAGUGACAACCCUGCCAAAGACUAUUUCUCAUGGGAGUCCCAGAAAAUGAAUGUCAAAUUUCACAAGAAUUGUGAAAACACAGGUAAAAUUCUGAAAAUUUAAUGUGUAAGAUGUCAUUUUGUGAAAUUUGACAAUUUUCUCGGGCUCCCACUAGAAAUGUUCUUUGGUGUUAUUACAGAUGACUAAUUACAUCUUUAGCCCUUGAAAAAUGUAAAAAAGAAUGCAAUAUGCUUUAAAUUAUUCUGGUACAAGGUUUUUUUCCACUGAAAAUUAAAAUUACUCAAUUUCCUGGUAGAUUCUGUCUUACAUUUGUGUACUUUCUUUCCCUUUAUCUCAAUCUCAAUGUCAUAAUAUUACCAUACCCCAAAACAAAACAAAAAAUGUAAACCAAGAAUAAAAUUGGACCACAACAUGUAUUUUGUUUCCUUUCACAGCCUGAUGCAACAGAUAGAAGUCCAAAGGGAAUGAAGAAGUGUGGAUUGAUUAAUUCAUUUUUUAAACCUGUUGUUAAAUCAAAAGAAAAUACAGAAUCAAAGUCAGAAACUGAAACAUCAGCAAGUGUUAGCUCUGAUGAUGAUGGUAAUAAGAAGGACAAUGCUGAAAUCAUUCUAGAAUCUAAUCAGUCAGGUUUAUUUGAGCAAAAGGAAAAGUGCUCUAACUCAAAAUCAUACCCUGAUAACGAACUGUCAUCUCAGGAAGAGCAUGUUGGUGUGAAAUCUAAGCAAACAAAAGCUAAGUCUUCUAUAACCUGCUCUGUUCAAAAUGCCUCAAACAUUUUGAGUAGUUCAGGAUCUGAAUUUGAAGAUGAUGGAAGGAGUUUGCUCACAGCAAAAAGUAAAGAACGACAAAAGUGCAGGAAAAAUAAUGAGAAAGCUGGAAAAGGAAGUGAAUUUGGUGCUCAGGAAGUUGAGGGAAAGAAUGUUGUAAAUGAUGGAGAAAAGGCAGUUAAGAAACCAAGGACGUUGGUCAAGAAAGGGAAAAAAGGUACAGGAACUGGAGGCAACUGUACCAGAAGUUCAGAACAGUCUGGUCAAGACAAAAACAAAAAUGUAGAUGGCAAAGAGAGAGAAAGUAGGUCUGUUGGAAAUUAUCAGUCAAAUGAUUCAAACAAGACCUCUGUGGAACCUGCUUUUGAUCAACACAUUGAAUUAAAAGCAGAACAAAAUAGUGAAGAAAAUGAAGCAAGAGAUGCAUUGAGAAGUAAAGGGACCACAGUAAUUAGGACUAGUGCAUUUGAUGUCUUGAUGAAAAGUCAAAGAGCUCAGAAAACAGACAGUCAUAGCACUGAAAGCACGCCAUCUGAGGCUUUGCAAUCAGAUGCAAUACCUUGUGACACCGUAGAGGAUAACUCAUGUUCUUGUGAAAUAACUGAUGUGAAGGAAAAUCUUCAGUCUAAAGAAACUGCUUCUUGUCAAUCAAAGUCAUUAACAGAAGAAUCUUCAUCUGAUAAAAGUGAAAUUGACAGUAGUCACAGAACUAAUGCUUUUGAUUUCUUGAUGAAAAAAGGGAAGUUUGUUAACAGUCCUUGCACUGAAGACUCACAAGCUGAGAUGGAAUUAGAGUCUGACGCCACAGGGGACUUUGAACAGUCACUGAAAAAGAAACCCAAGAAAAAGACCUUUGAGUUUCAGCUCAGUAUACGUGCUAGUAACAAAAAGGACAUUGAAAUUUCAUUUGAAUCUGAAAGUGUCAGUUCUGAUACUUGUCAAGAGAAAGCUCAAGAGAAAAGCAAAAAGAAAAAGAGAAAAAGCAAAACUGACAGCAUGUCUGCUGGUGAAGGCAAAAGUGAUCAUUCUUUUGUCAAUGAAAAGAGUGAUGAAGGGGAUUUUUGCAAAUCCAAGAAAGUAGGAAAAAAGUCCAAAAUUAAGAGCAAAGUCAAGAGCAAGCAAGAUUCAGCUGAUGUUUCCCUUCUUGAGGAGCAUUCUGAAGAGGAAAAUAAGAAUGAGGUUCAGAAGAAAAAGAGAAGAUCAGGAAGAAAAAGUGCCUCCAAUGUGGGCGCAAUGGAUUUGGAUUCUAACUACCCAGAUGAUGCCAAAGAGUUUGAACCAGCAGGCAAAAAUGUAAGGAAAAAGGAAAAGUAUCAGGGGAGCAAUGAGGAGAAUCAUGGUGAUAUCAAAGGGAAUUCCAGGAGGAAAAGAAAAGCUAAAAGAAGUGAUGCUAGUGCCAGCAAAAAAGCUGAGGAGAAAAUAGAGCUGGAAACUGUUUCUGAUAACCAGAGGGAAACCAGCGGUAGCAGAGGUAAGACUAUAAAUUGAGAUUUGAAAAGAAUGAACUAUUAUUUCUUGACUAAUUUACAUAAGUUAGAUGUGUCAUUAAUUUUAUCAACACAUUUUACUGGUGUACCAGUCAGUUACAUUGUAAUAAGAAAAGCUCUUAGUUUUUGUGAGACUGCCAGAAACUUUUUUAGGCAAUUGAAGGGAUUUUGUACGUCAACUGGAUUUUUCUGAUGCAGGAGCCUUCCACUUUUACUUGGGGUGAGUGGGGAGCAAGAAGAAAAGGAACCACCUUUUUUGUUCUCAAAGGAAUUAGAACUUGAAUGGAGCAGUCAGUCUGGUUGUUUACAAUACAGUACCACUCAAAAGUAAAAAUAAUUGAGGAGACUUGAUUCUUGUGUCUUGAAACUCGAACGAACUGGGUUCUCGAGUCUCAAGAUGUAAGAAUCAAGUUCUCGAGUUUCGAGAAAGCUGCAUUUUUGAAGUUUAUUUGGUAAAAUCUUCAAAAGAAAGUAAUUUUUAUUACAGUCAAAGCUCUGCUUGCGACCACUCUUGUUAGCAACCAGCUCUACUUAUGACCCCCUUUGUGAAACCUCGUUUGAACUGUGACUUAAACUUAAUUGUAAUAAAAAACUCCCGUAAGCAACUGCUCCUGACUGGACUUUCCCUUGUUUUUAAGUUCUCGUAAGCAAUCACUCAGAGUCUUAUUCAUAUAAAUCGACACUUUGAAGAAGCUGCACACUGCGCUUAUGGUUCUAAUAUUUGGACCUGAGGUUCUUUCAGUCUAAAAAAUUGGACAUAAAGCUUACUAAACAUACCCUGGGUGCCAGAGACUUUUCAUGCAUGGUUUCCAGUGUUCAGUUAAAUCUUUACAGUGACUUCGGCCUGUGGCCGACACUGAAGCAUCCUGCUGCACGUGAGAAAAAAUCUCUGUUACUCAGGGUGUGUUAAACAUUGAUUUUGAUUGUUUUUCUUUAUGAAUACUAAUGAUUUUCAGAAGCUCUCCUAAGUGAACACCCUCUAUUGUUUUACCAUGCGGUGGCUUAUGAGAGCUCAUUCUUGUAAGCGACCAGCUCUGGUUAUGACCACUUUUUCGAAUUUCUGAGAUGGUCGCUUACGAGAGCUUUGAUUGCUCUUGAAAAAUUCAGCUGGUGGCUGAGCAAAUUAUUGUCUUGUCAGUAUGGGUGUGAUUGCUCAGAGAUGUCUUUUUUGUUUAAUAUUUUCUUUCAGAUCCCAAACCUUUAGCAGCCAUAUUCCUCAAGAAACCAGCAGCCUCCUCUAAAACUGAAAUCACGCAAGAAAACCAGGCUAUUGGCAGUCCAGGUAGAUCAGCUUCAUCCAGUUUAACGUGUCCAUCAAACAUUUCAACUGAUGCUAAAGACAAGCAGAAAACAGUUGACAAAGAACUUCCUCGGAACAAAGAAAAGUCUGCUGAAGAGAGAGAAGCAGCAAACAGGGCAUUCAAGGCUCUCUUCACAGGUGCAAGCUCCCAAAAGGCAGCUCCUUCUGUUAAUGUUAUUGAGGCACUUCCUGUUGACAAAGAACUUUCCCACACCAGUGGCAAGUCUACCAAACAAAGUGUUGACAAAGAAUCUACUCAAUCCAAGGAAACGUCUGCUGAAGAAAAGGAAGCAGCUAACAGGGCAUUCAAAGCUCUGUUUACAGGUGCAAGUUCCCAGAAGACAGCCACUUCUGUUAGUGUUGUUGAAGCAUGUCCUGCUCCUUGGCCAUCAGUUAGUCAUGUGUUGCAAAAAGAUGAAGAUUUUUCUUCCAAUGAAAGUUUUUGGUGUCUUCCUUGGCCUGUUGGAAAGGAUUGUAAAUUUGAUGUUUCCUUACACUGCUAUUUGCUUUCAGAACGUAAGUGAAAUGUACUUGUACCAUUCAAUGAAUGAUUAUUUUCAUUGAUUAUUUUUUAUGAUUAUUUUUAUUUUUAAUGAAAUGGUUUAUCAGAAUCAAUCAGAAUGUACCAUUACAUUGUAUCAAACAAGCAGAUACUGUUUUUACAGUUUUUUAAUACUGAAUCGAGCAUUUAUUUGCUGAUAUUGUCCUGGAUUUAACUUUAUAGGGGUUUACCUUAUUUGUAAGCAACUUAUACUGGAGCUGUCCCUAAUUAACAUAUAUAAUUAACUGUUUUAAAUAUUAUUGGUGUUGGAUGACAAUGCUCUGCUAUACCUCUUUUAUUGGAAAGUUUGGGGGACUGUUGUUUCCUGUUGGGCGAAAUUUCAUGUCUGCACUUACUCUUUACCAACCUAAGGCCCAGUGAAGCACCUGUUACUACCCCCACCCACCCCCUGCCCUGCCUCUCUGGAUGGGGUGCGUCUCUAUCACAGGGUUAUCCACAUUGGUACGCUAUAUGUCUGUGGUAGUAUUUAUACUAACAUCAGACAGAAGAGGGAGAGUGGAUCAGGGCUGACUGCCAUUAAGAGCCCGGGGCUGGGAUUUCCCCAGCUGCUUUGAAUGUGGCCUCCUGCAGCUACUUUCAUAGGAAAGGAGAAGAAAAGUAGAAUCAAAAGAAAUCCCUAGCUGUUUGAUUCCCUGCCUACUUGUUACAUUUACCCGAUAACUUGAAGUCUUAGUGGCAACCUUGGUGGAUUCAAAUAAAUAUUUUUUCUAAGAAACAACACAACGACAAGGCUUGAACUUGUACCGAGAGAUCUAAAGUUAAUGUUAUUGUUUGGCCACCACACCUCUACCACUUAACUGAAUGAGUGCUACUUAUUAUCAAUGACUCUUCUUUAUAAAAUUCUUAACUCAUUAAUUUCUCUCAACUCCAAUAAUUUGUGCAUGGAAUUUUUUUUCAAAAGUUUUUGUUUCAUAAAAAACUAAACUAUUCUUCUUUUCUUUUUCAGGUCCACUAGAUAAUGCAAUUUACAGCCAAUCACCAUUAAUUACGCAGAACAAGGUCUUGCAUGUUGCUGGCCAUUCCAUGGGUAACAGGCCUCAUAUGGUUAGUACAUGUAUUCUAUUUUGAUAAGCUAAACUUUUAGUUUGUGGUAGAAAGUUAAAUUUUUUCUGAAUUUUCCUUGGUUUUUUUGAAUAGGAAAAAAAGACAGAACAACCAUCCUUCCCAGAAGCAGUUAUUAGAAAGAUACUGUCAGAGUUAGCCUUGUUUUACCCUGGUGUACCCUUGCGAAAACUUUACAAACGUUAUGCAUCAAAAUUGGAAAAGUACAAGGCAUCCAUUGAAUCAGGUGAGAACAAGCAACUUGCUCUAGAGAGAAAAGUACCAAUGGAUCAUACUAAAAAGGAUGAAAAGUUACUUGAAAGUAAGGAAGGACUUCAAGAGGUGAAUGCGGAUAGUCUACCACGUAAGAUUGGAAGAGGAAAGCGACGACUCUCCAGUGACGGUGGUGUUGGUCAAGAGAAAAAAAUUGCAAGAAAAAGUGGUAUAUUUUCAGCAACAUUGCCUUGCAAAGAUCAAGGUCUAGUAGGAGAUCAGUCAGCAAGAAAAUCAUGCAAGAAAAGACAGAGAGAAGAAGAUAAGGAUCACCUUCAAGAGAAGGCCUGUAAAGGUAGAAGAUUGUCCACCAGACUUCAGGAAAAGAAACAGACCUGUGCUGAAGACAAAACUGUUGACAAUAACGUACCUCAAAAGCUUGAGAUGUCGUCUAGCAGAAAGAAGCGAAAGAGAACAACUGAUUGUGAUGUAGAUGUGACAGAAGUAAUUCAUACUGUUUCUAAAGAGCAACUUACAUGUGCCAUGCCUGGUGCUCCCACAGAUUCUAAAAGUGAUAAGACUGUGAGUGUUCUUAGUGAUGCUCUGUGGACUGAUUUGUAUCGUCCUGUUCAUUCUACUGAAGUUAUGGCAAAUGCCUCUGCUGUGAGCAAACUGAGAUCCUGGUUGGGGGAAUGGAAGGUAAAGAGAGAGAAAACUCUCCGAAAAGAACUACAACAACAGAAAAGGUACACAUUAAUUUUAUGCUGUGUAAUUUUGAUAACUUGAAGGGAUUUGACAGUGGUAUAACAUCAUUCUCACUUUUUUCAAAAUUAAUAAUACAGAAAAGUAGAAAUGUAUGCAUGACAUUGUCUUAGUUUAGACUUAGUUUAAGUUACAACAGUCUUUCUUGAUUGAUGAAAGUAAUUAUGGCCGAAGAUUUAUCCAUUUGUUUCCAACUACCAGAAAAGGCUUUUUUGGGGUUUGCACAGUCUUGAAAAGUCCUUGAAUUGCUAAGGAAAGUCCUUGAAUUUUCUUCAACUUUGAAUGUACUGGCCUGGAAAGUGUUUUUUAAUGCUUUUUGCUUGUCCAAGACACUAUAGAAUCAUAGCUGGUGACUAACAUAAAGUGCCUUUUGUUUUAUGCACUAAUUAACUAUCAAUUAAUUUUUAUUAAGACAAGUGAAAUGAAAAAUUGUGAAAUUGGAGGGGCAAACAGUUCAAACCUUAACGUCCUGUUUGAAUGAACUCCCAAAGGGGAUUUCUGUGCAGUGUGUGAAAUAAUAACAAUCCUAGUAAGUGGUCUAAGAAAAUUGAAUGUGGUCCUCUUGAAAGGUCCUUGAAAAGUCCUUAAAAAAAUGGUUGUGAUUUUUCGUAUGAACCCUGUUUUUCAAGCCCUGUUCAUGCAGCUUAGGUGACCAAGCUACAAUAUUUUCCAGUUUAGAAAAAUAGACCUUUUUAGGCAUUUUUGUGUCUUUUGCCCAUUUCCAUGCCAACUGUGUGCAUAAGUGUUAUUACAUAAUGUUUUUGAAAGUCGCAUUGCCCUCCUAGUUCUGCUUUUUGAUGCAACAACAACAACAACAGCAUGUUAGGUAAUCAAAUUGGGUAGUGAGAAAAAACAGACAAAAUAAAAAAAAAUUGAUACAAUACUAGAAUAUUCACUUAUUUUUUUGAUGAUGAUGAUGAUGAUGAUAUACCUUAUUUUUACACUCAUUGUUUUGCCAUCUCCGCCCACAAAUAGCAAUAGCUAGACAAGGUGGGCUUCAAUUACAACAAUCAAUGCAACAUCAAUACAACAUCAAUUUGGAGGAAAAAUAGUAGGUACCAUAUUGGUUAAGAUCACCACAAUAUUGUAACUGCUUGCACUAUACUGUACUGUUUUCUGCUUUUCUAGGCUUUUAGCAAAGCAGAAAAACAAAGCAUCAAGCAGCCAAACCAGCAGUCAGACAUUGGAGUGGUGGGAUGCUGACAGUGACUCUGACUUCCAGAUGAGUGAUGGUGAUUCAGAUGAUAGUGACAGUGAAGGGAUUGGACUGAGUAUUGCCAUGUUUAUUUCUGGUCCUUCCGGAGCUGGGAAGACUGCCAUGGUGUAUGCUUGUGCUGACGAACUAGGCUACAAGGUUUGUUUCUUUAUUCACCUGUAUUGAUAAGUCUGUAGGUCUGCACCCUGGCAGCAGAGUCUUUCUUUCGCUUGCCUGGUUUUGGCAUAGCCUAGCAAGACUCUGCAUGAAAGGAGUAAGAUUUUUUUGACCACGGGUGGCAUGUUACUAUGAUGUACAGGUUUCACACAGAGUCUUGAAUUCUUUAAAAAGUCUUGAAAUUUCCCCAGCAGUUUUCCAGACCUGGAAGAAGUCUGUAAAAUAGAGAUAACGUCUGCAAAAAUGGUAAAAAGUCUUGAGUUUUUUCCAAAGCCAAAAAAAGCACUUUAUAAGUUAAUUUUUUUUUCAUUUUGGGCAAAUCUUAUUCAAUCUUGCCCAUACGUUUGCAGGGCAUCAUGAAAAAAAGCUUUGUUCCUGCAUUUUAAAAGUCUCUUUUGAUCACCUAUUUGAUAACCUUGAGUCUGGGAAAAUGGAUGUAGGCUCGAAGCCAGGCCUAAUAGCUGCGCAGUUGCUACAGUGGGCUCAGUUAUGACUGUUGAUUUAUCAAUAAACAGAUGAAAAAAAAAAAAAACAGUUUGACAAAAGAAAACAAGAUUGACUAGUCCAGACAUUUGGGCUGCAGCAACCUCAAAGGCUUGAUGUGAUACAGGUAAAGGCUUCUUUUCCACUCCUUGAUCAAAAAGACAAAAAGGUCAUGCUCUUCUCACUGGGUGAUAGGGAUAAGUUUACAUUUCAGGGAAACUGCCCACCUACCCCUCCCCUAAGCCAACAUUUUGCCCUAAGUAAGAACUAAGUGUUAAUGUUGGUUUAGGGGAGGGGUUGGUGGGCAGUUUCACUGAAACGUAAAAUGAUCCGGUGAUAGAUAUACAGUGUCCCUCUUAGAUUUCACCCUACCUCAAUUUGUUUCCCCAGUGCUGUCCAUGUUAUAAAGUAUUUUGGAGUUGGUUUUUCUCAAGAGAGUUGCGACCUGAGUCAAAAGUUCUAAGAGUCAGUUUAGACUAUAGUGAAAUCCUGUUGUCCCAACCAUCCAUAAUUUGCUGGGUGGUACAAUGUAUUAUUUUAAUUCAAAAAAGAUGGUCUUAUUGGAUCAAUUUAUUAGUUUAGGUUUCUGGGAAAUUACCCACCUAUCCCUCCCCUAAGCCAACAUUAUCACUGACUUCUCACUUAGGGCAAAAUGUUAGAUUAGGGGAGUGGUAGAUGGGUAGUUUCCCAGAAAGCUAAAUUGAUCUGUCUUAUCUACAGUGUUGUUGUAAUGAAGGCUUCCACUAUCUGUUUUUUUUAAGAUUGAUUAAUCCCAUUCCAUGGCUAUGAAACCAAACAACAAGUUUUGUUUUCCUUUUUAAAGGUAUUCGAAGUCAACAGUGCCUCCAAACGCUCUGGCAAACACAUCCUUUCACAGCUUGAAGAAGCCACUCAGUCGCAUCUGGUUACCAGCAACAAGCCAACAACAACCAUUAAGGGUCCGGUCCCUGAGUCAUCAUUUGCAGGUCUGUUCAGUAAGCCUGAGGCAAAUUCGUCCUGUCCAUCUGGACCCCUGGGGGCCUUAUUUCAGCAAGCUGGAGAAGCUUCAAAGAGCAAGGAAAAGAAGGGUGUAAAAGGAAGCAAGGGGAAGAGUGUUAAGGAGAAGAAAGGAAAGUCCAGAGCAAAGGGAAAAUCUAUUCUGAAGCAGCCAUCACAAUCACUAAGUCAAGAUGGUACAGAGUCUAAUUUAUCUUCUAAGGCAGCGUCAUUGAUUUUGUUUGAAGAGGUCAGUAGUCUUCCUAAGCUUACUUACAUACCUAGGGUGAUCCCCUGAUCGAAACAAUGGAAUAAUGGACAGCCUGUUCUUCCUUCUGGGAGUGAAGUGAUAAUUGCUGUAAGGCCGUGAAUUUGCCUUGUUCGAAACUGGUCUCUCUCGUUACAGUAGACAAACAUAACUUGUGAUCCUUUUCAUCUACAGUGUUUCUUCAAGGGUUUGUUUUUGUACAAAAUGACAAUAUUGGUGCACUUUUAUUGCCUACUGGAGCUAAAAAGGAUUAUUCCAGUGCAUCACAUUGUGCCAAUUUCUCACUAACCAGCGGAUACACUUUUGAAGGGGAUUUUUUAUUGUUAGAGUUUGUUAUUUUGGGAAAAUAGCAAAUUUAACCGUUUGUAAACCAUCGUGGUGAAAUGGGAGGCUUGGGCUUAUUAACUUUUCCUACCUACAUGAAUAGCGUGGUUAUUCGAGGUGGAUGCUUAUUUGAGGUUGGGCACUUAAUCGAAUAAAUACAGUGGCAGGAUUGAUAUCCUACUGAGGAGAAUCGCUAGAAUGAACCGCGAAUCCGUGCUCUUGGCAAUCAAAGUUAAAUAAAUUAUAGUACAUAUAAUUAUGUUCAUCUCCCAGUGUGAUAGGGCUUGAUUUUAGUUUAAAAGGACCCUUUCAGUGCCCUCUAGGAAACUAAUUUCCACUUGCGUGGUUAUUUUGCAUCCAUUUGUCUCAAAGUAUGUUGUUUUACAAGUGCUAAAUAUCAGUCAACAGUGAGUUUUCGGUUAUCUUACCCGUUUAACGGUAUAGCAUUAGUCUACAUGCACAGUUUCGGGAAAAACAAUCUCCUUCAUCUUUCCAUAGUUAGUAACUAUGAUCUUUCCCACAUAGCCGCUUUACUAUGUAAGAAAGAUGAAGGAGACUAUUUUCCCCGAAACUUUGUGUGCAUAUUAAGGACAACAACAACUCGCCACAUUGUAAGUUUCAUCGAUUGUUAUUUCCAUUUUCUAGCAAAUUUCCAGACCUAAACUUCGCCCCAUAUGUUCUCUAUAUUUACUCAUGUUACGUGACACAAAUAGUGACCCUGGGUUACCUGUGCCAAAAGUUUUGAUACUCAGGGAACCUGACAGUCACCGUGUCCUUGCAUUUUAUUUUAGGUGGAUGUUAUAUUUGAAGAGGACAAGAGUUUCUGGAUGGCUGUGAAUUCUUUCAUGCAGAAUGCUAAGUGCCCAAUUGUUUUGAUAAGCACAGGUCAGUGACUGCUGUGGUCACCAAAAACAUACUAGUAAUUGAAAUGAAGAUAUGAUCAUCCGAGUGGUAAUAGCGGAGCUCCACGCGCUUUUGCGCAAGCAUAGCCCUAUACCUAAGAAAAUGUGGUAAUAUACGCAUCCGAGAAAUUGUGGUAAUCAGGUGACCGUCUGCCCGUCCAUCCGUACCACAGGCAUACCAAUGUAAAAUAACUCAAUUAACAGGUUAUGCUAACCCAAAUGCAAUUCGAGGUUAUUUUGACGGGAAAUUGCAUAGCCACCCGCGUCUUGUGAAGCAGAAGACAACUAGAGAGUCAAUAAAGACGAAAACGGAAAGCGGAUAUUGUUUCUGUAUCCGUAUUACCCAAAGUAUUAAGCUUAGAUUAAUUGUCAUGUCCACAAAUUUGGAAUAUAGAGGAAGAGAAGGACAGAACCGAAAAAGUGAAAGUAGGCGACAGGUCAGCGAAGCUCAACGAGAAAAAGAGAGACGGAGAGCUAGAGUGAGAGAUAUAAAACAAAGGAGACAUUUUUUGUUGAAAGGACAACAUGAAAAUUUUGUAGCGGCUGGGGGAAAAAGAGAAAUGCUAGCGGCCACUAAGGUGAAAAUGAACGGCAGUGAAAAAGCAAAAGGAAAAAAAAAAAAAAAAACACGGAGGACAUUUCCUCCAUAAAGCGUGUAGCUAGGAAGUUUUGUAACUAGGAUUUUGCUAUCAUGGCAACGUGACGUAACGACUUCUCCUUUCUAUUACUUGUGUCGAACCAGUCUCCUGGACUCUGAAAUCUGAUACUAUAUGUACAAUUUACAGUGUAACACAAAAAUGUACACUGGGUUAUGCGUUUUGGCCUUCCGUUCAUGCUGAGACCAGCCAAAACACUCUGAAGAUUAGUGUGUUGUAAAUUAAGAUCUAUCACAUAUGAUCAAGGUUCGCGCAUAACCAAGCAAAAAUAUAAGUGAAAACGUAUUGUUGCGCCGUGCACCAACUGAAUUUUCCGUGGCUGAGUGUGGGCGGUCAAAACACAAGCUUUUGUAAUAUCAUGGGACUGUAGGAGAGAGCUCUUGACAGGGUGGGGGUAGUAAGUUGGGAUCAAUUUAGGUUUCUGGGAAACUGCCCACCCACCCUUCCCCUAUUUCUCACUUAGGGCAAAGUGAUGACUUAGGGGAGGGGUAGGUGGGUAGUUUCCCAGAAACCUAAAUUGACCCGUAAGUUGAGCUAUUUUUUGACUCAUGUUGUGUGUUGUGUGUUUGUGUGUUGUUUUUCAGAAUCUCAAGUGAGCUGUGAAGGGAGGUAUGAUCAGAUAAACGUGAAGUGUCCUUCGGUGAACCUACUGUCAGCUCAUUUACAGCUGGUAGGACUGAUGAACAACAUAUGUAUUAAUCCAGAAGACCUCAAGUCACUGGUGGCGCACAACAACUGCGAUAUCCGUAAGUCUUUUCUCAACCUACAAUUCUGGUCAGCGUCACGUGGGGGGCUGAAGAUGCCAUACAAAAGGCCCGCAAACUUGAAUGACUCCUCCCUCAUUUUCAACACGAAUCAAACUACCCAAACCAGUGGUCAUACUAGAAGCGCAGAGUGUGUACCAACAAAUAGUCUAUCCCAAGACGUGCCACAGUCUCAUCCUACCAUGACUGGUGGAGUUUUGGAUGAAGGGGGUGAAGAAAGUAUGUUUCUCUCUCUGAGCGACUGGCAGAUAAUCAAGAGUGGAGGGCUCAGACGAAGUUCACGUUCUUCGCGCAGUGCCAGUUUGAAACCAACUGAGGCUGACAACUCUGACUCAGAUUUCUGUGAACCAAAAAGGAAGACGCUGGUAUGUGCGGACGGUUCCACUGAUUCCGUCUUUGAAAUCACUGACACCAACGACAGCCAGCCAGUCAACAGUGACAAGAGACCAGAUGACUCUGUGCAACUUCCUUUUAUGGAUGGUCUACUGUUUGAAAGCGUCCUUGGCUUGCUGAACUGUUUACAGCAACCAGCUGAAGGGUCACUGUCAGCUCUGCAGAAAGGAGCGAAACCACAAGAUGAACUACAGGUGUUACUAUGGUUUAUUCUAAAAUAUGGUCUAUAAAUAGCCCAUUUCCGAGUUUCCUAAAGCCUCUGUUUCAAAGUGAGGCUAAGUGCAAAGCCAUUGAUAUGAAAGUGAUUUAACUCAUUUUCACAAGAAAGGUUUUGCACCUAGGCUCGUUUUGAAGGUGAUGAGAGUUUUUGGAACUCAGAAAUGGCCUAUUAGCAACUGAAGGCGCCUUUGUUACGAUCGAUGCAGAUCCAGUCCUGCAUUAAAUUAAAAACUCCUUUCCGUGAUGAAUACUCCCUCUAAUUCGCCAGAAUGAGCUCUUAAAUGCGGUAUUUCUCUAAAAAGGUCCUAACAGAGAGGAGAAGUCGUUACGUCACGUUGCCAUGGUAACAAAAUUUUUGGAUGACAACAAACCGAAAACGUCACUUAUAAAGUGAAUUGGCACCGCUUCAAACUUCAUCGAUCUUAUUCAGUUUCAUUUAAUUUGGCAAAUGUUGGCGAAAUUUCCUCGAGUUGAAUCCGAAAGGACCGUAUCUGAGUUUAGAAGAGGAAAAAGACAACUUUUGUGUUGUGUUCACCUACUCUAUAAAGUAAGCGUGUGAAUAAAAUAGCGUGAUGCACGUGAAAAAUUGGUUUGGCAAUAAAAACUUUUUACUUUUUUGCCGUUCUCCUUCCGUCGCCGUCGUCGUUGGUGUUGUUGUCAUCCAUAAAUAGUGCUACCAUGGUGACGUGACGUCAUACUUCUCCUCGGUAUAUAAUAAUAGUGGUAACAUCUUUUUUCCUUUCUAAUCGCUUUGUAGACUUGUUACUUAGUUACUUGAUAUCUGAUACGGCUAAAAGCAAGGCAAAUAAUGGUUUGUUCAUUAUUUCGGCAGGUCCGUAACAUACCCGAGAAGUUACACCUGUCGCAUUUUAGCCAAGUUCUUGGCGUAAACCUUACCCAUGCAAACCUUAGCGGCCUUCUGCCCUUUUUUGUGGAUCCAUCCGUUUCACAGCAGAAGGAGGAAGUGCCUGACCAGUCUGAAGCCAAGGAAAGUAACUCUGCGCCUUCUGAUAUCGCGAAAGAUGUUACAACCAAGGGCGAGAAUAUGUUUUCAGGUAUAUUUUCAGAUACUAGCCUCUUUGAUGAUGGCACGGAGCCUCCCAUUAAGAUUACUAAGAAGAAAGAAGGAAUAGAGAAAGGGCUAGAGGAAGGAUUAGUAGAGGCCAACAAGAACGCACCGAGUUCCCAGGACUCAACGGACACAGGGUUCAGUGAGUCACAGACAAAAGAGGAGACUGGGGAGAGUGGCGAAGGUCAAAAUCAUGAAAUGAAGACAGGCAUCGCUGUUAAAACAGGAAGUGAACUUGUUCACCGGAAGCCAUCCCAAGGUAUAUGUCAAACUGAACAUGUAAAUAUACCGUAUUUCCUCGAAUAAUAGCCUUCCAUCGAUUAAUCGCCUCCUUCGGACGGAAAUAUUUAAAAUGAUCGCAUUCCUCGAAUAAUCGCCUCCCCUCUGCACCUCCCACCAUCUUAUCUUCCUUUUAUCCCCUCCCUGUCAAGUGUAAGUGCAAGGUGAUCCAGCAAAACUGAUAAGUGACGAUUCAAGGUGUGAAAAUUAAUCAAGGAACUAAAUUUGGAACACUUAAAAAACCCAUGUUCAGUUAGCCGAGUUUGAUGUGAAUAUUUUUUUAUUUAAUGGCAUAAUGAAACAAAGUACAUUCAGGGCACGACUUCCAGUGAGCAAUAUUUGAAAUAAUCGCCUUCCCUCGAAUAAUCGCCCCCUUUUUGUGCGAAAAAAGAAAUAAUCUCCCCCGGCUAUUAUUCGGGGAAAUACGGUAGAGCCAAAACGUUGUUUGGUGCAUUCAGCUUUUCAUUGUAAUAGCUCUGUGAAAAAGAUCUCUUAGUCUUGGGUUUUUAGUUUUGUCAAACAUGGACUGUCAAACUCAUCGUUCAGUUUUCUUUUCAGGCGAAAAAUUAACCAGCAAAGCUCUCGAAAUCUUUGCACAGUGUGCAGAAAGCAUGUCAUUUGCUGACGCCUAUUGUCCAAACCUUUCUAACACCCAGUCCAACUCGGCGCGGUUUGGCUGGUGGGGAGCGCAGCUGAAACCUGGACUUACAGACGAACACGUGACUGUGGAGGAGUCAAGCGAUUGGCUGGCUUGUGAAACGCGUUCAUCUAUCCGUGGAGCGUUGGAAGUGGCCAAUUUAGAUGAUUGUUUUGUCAAAGUUAAGUCUUUGUCUGAAGAUCUUACAGAAACUGGAAAGUCUCCUGUCGAAGAAAUCACAGUAGAUCAAACCUCCACAUGCAAAAGUGUGCUAUGUGACUUGGAAAGAUUAUCAUCAGAUUUUCCUCCACGUGAUUUCAAUUCUGUAGUGCGUUUGGAUGCAGUCACUCAGGCACAAAAGAGGUAAGAUGUUAGCACAAAAGUCCUUAAGAUAGUGGUGCAAAAUUCGUAAUAAUCUGUGAAUUAUGGGUGCCCUCAUGAAACAGUGCCAGUGCUUCAUUUUGGAAAAUAAUUUGCAGUUCUCCUUGCCCCCAUCUUAUACAAUGUUGAAACUCGGAAAAAAAAAAAGUCUGGAUACACCUGUCCAACGUUGCUUGUGGGUUGGGAGGAGUGGUUAAGCAUGUGUGAUUUCUAAAAAGUAUUUUCCUAAGACUUUUGUCCAAGACUGUAUCUAGCUAGCUCAGUAAAUUGUUAGUUAGUCAGUAAGUCAGUAAGCCAGUCAGUUAGCUAGCUAAGUACCUUGUUAGUAGGGUUGUAACACCAACUAGCCGAGUGGCCGUCAGAGUAAAAACUGCGUUGUUGUCUCUUUUUUAAAUGUUAAUGACCACAAAAAGUUGAUUAAAACUGGUUUGGCGGAAAAUUAAAAUAAUCAACCAACUGGCAGUUAAGCAUUUGACAGCCCCAAGAUUUUAUCCAGGAUUACAAAUUAACUGAUAAUGAGUUGUUGUUGCUUUUUUUAGUUCAACUGCAAGCCGACGGAAACUUUACAGUUGCCUGAGUUCCUGCAUCCCCGUUCUCAACCACUGUAACCAUUGCAGUGUAGUAUGUGACUACAUUCCCACCUUUCGCCUGCUUUGUCACUCUGAAAGACUCCGAGAGGCAGCUCAUAUCAAAAGAAGGUAUGGAAAAUCCUUUAGUGACUUGCUUUGUUAUUAAUAGGGCCGUUUUUAUGAGGAAAUAUAAGACGCGUCCUAAAUAAGGGUGGAUUUUCACUGUCGCUUAAUUUACAUGCGUACGCGCAAAAAGUGUAUGUGCGUAAAUACAAUAGAGGCAAUGUGUGAAGAGUCGCGCGUAAACGUAAGAGUUGAAACUCGCUCAACUCCUACGUCUGUAUUCGACUCUUCAUAUAUUGCCUCUAUUUCAUUCAUGCGCGUACGCACGUAAAUUACGCGACAGUGGCGAUCCACCUUAAGACGCAAACUCGUAUAAAUGGCACAUUUCUUUUGGAAUAAGACUCGAUUAGAUAAGACGCGUGUUAUCUAAGAACAACCGUUAACACCUGUUCUUAGAUAAGUCGCGACUUAGCUAAGGCGCGUCUUAUUUCAGACGAAAUGCGCCGUUUAUACGGGACAGUUUGCGUCUUAUUUUUACUCGUAUAAGUGGCCCUGAAAACAUCGAUGUCGCGUCUUAUUUCAGACGAAAUGUGCCGUUUAUGCUGGACCGUCUGCGUCUUAUUUAGUACGCGUCUUAUUUUUACUCGUAUAAAUGGCCCUAUUGUAUAAAACAUCGAUGACGGAAUUUAAACAAGUGUUUCCAAUUUUCACGGUUACUCAACAUUAACGGGCGCAACUCGCAAGAAGUAGGGCUAAUUUUGGCGAGAAGGGCAAACCUAGUCUGUCUGCAGUUUCCAGUUGUCCUUGAAAGUCGGUCGAACUGCCUUGCCACUUUUUGUUGUUUUGCGAGCAGUCACGUGUCGUUUCUUGACCAGUCAGAAGCAACUCAGUAGUCAUGACGGGUACGCGCUCUUUUUCCCGUUCCUGAGACCCGCAACUUGUAUUUUUUUUUAAAUUCUCCUUGGCUCAGAUGAUUGACGUAGCUUGUCGUGAUUGGUUAAUAGAGAGGAGAAGUGUGGCGUCAUGUGACCAUGUUAGCAAAAUUUCUAGAUCUCAACAGUCUUUAUUGAUAGAGAUGGCCAUUGGCAUUGUCGAACGAUGGAAGAAAAGUAUGGGCUCCCGUUUGUGCAGUCAUGCACAGGAAAGUCAUACAAGUCUAUUUUUUCUUUCUUUUUUUUUUUUCUGCCACAUUUGCAGGACCAUGCUACCAUGGCAACAGAACGUAACGACUUCUCCUUUCUAUUGCUUUAGAUGUAGUUUUAAGUCCUAAACUGUAAAGUAUGUUUUUCCUUUGCUAGAUUCCUUCAUUAUCUGGACUCUAAUUCGUUCCCCAUUAACCGUGCAACCAUGGAUGCCUUAGCCGACUCUUAUAUGGUUUCUUAACAUCAACGAAGGAACGCGGUUUGUCGUUUUUCCCAUGAAGCAAUGCGAAUGACUCUGUUUUUAGUUCUAAACCUAAAUAAUGCAUCAUAAUUAGUUUAUCCUAAGUAUCAGAAUAUCCUCUUGUAAAUAAACCUAUUCAGCCACAUGCGAAGAAAGGCUGCUGUAUUCUAUAUGUACAUUGCUUCUCUAGGCGUGUUUUUAUUGAUUAUGGUCACUGUUUGGUCAUACAGGGUCAAAAAAACCAAGUGUAUAGUUUGACUCAGGCUGCGCUCUCUCCCCUAUACCCCCUUUGAAAAACAAAACGCGUUUGCUUUUAAUGUCACAUUUACGCUGGUGUGUUUUAGGUAAUUAUAAUAGCAAAGGCGGGAACCGUCCUGGAAAUAUUGAUUUCCUCGAGACAAAGAGCGGAGAUUCCAGGGACCUUUCAUUUUUUCGAGAAACAGUGGGUGGGAAAGGGAACUUUAGCAUCAACUGAAAGUUCACACUGCUCAACCUCGUCCCCAGCGCUUUUCCCUUAAAAAAUGGCUCGGGGGGGCGGGGAGUUCUUUUUCCCGCCCCACCCAAUUUUUAAGGGAAAGGCCCUGGAGACGAGGUUGACACUGCUGUGCCCAGCCCAAAAUAUUUAUUAUUGUGGCCCUUAACGAACACAUUACUUGCAGAAAUCUAUCGCAGACAUCCUAAAGAACAGUGGUGCUUGGCGUUAAAAUUAAUAAACCGUCACCAAAGUAACGACAUGUGUUCAGGGCGCUGAUUAUUGACUUUUGAAAUAAAUAGCUAGGUGUGACUUUUUACCGUAAAUAAUUUUGUGCGAACUAACUAC
Porites lobata is the source of this 19539-nucleotide messenger RNA. NCBI's taxonomy places the organism in Eukaryota, Metazoa, Cnidaria, Anthozoa, Scleractinia, Poritidae. The record is from the annotation of a GenBank genome assembly.